Molecule: messenger RNA, 659 nt
Organism: Sitodiplosis mosellana (orange wheat blossom midge)
Lineage: Eukaryota; Metazoa; Arthropoda; Insecta; Diptera; Cecidomyiidae
Exons: 5
Coding region: 151-522 (123 amino acids)
Source: RefSeq, a predicted model, not a curated record
AUGUUAUUCUAUAAAUAAAUUUGAGAAGAAAAAAAAUUCUAAACCUGAUCGCUUGAUGGACGACUUUAAUGAGUAUUUAAAAUGCGCUGUGUAAACGCCAAUUUCCAUCAGACGAAAACAAUCCUUUGAUACGUACACAUCGCAGCAAACAUGUUAAAAAUAUUUUUAGUGUUGUGUUUAGUUCCCGCCAUUGUCAUUGGACAAGAAGAUGCGGCUGCUGCUCAAGAUCUGAAUGCUGUCGAACCAGAAAAUCCGCAAAUUGGUGUCUAUGGUAUAGCCAAUCCACAAGGAGGAUACGGUGGUGGCUAUGGUACUAAUGUACAUAAUGAUAGAGACCUUGAAGUAGCUGAAUCAGCAAACCCACAAUAUGGUUACGGUGGAUAUGGUGGAGGUAGAGGAGGAAGCUUUGGAGGAGGCUAUGGAGGGUAUGGUGGCUUUGGAGGCGGACGUAGAGGAGGUGGCUAUGGUGGCUACGGUGGUUUCGGAGGAGGAAGAAGCUAUGGUGGCUACGGAGGCCGCUAGUGACAACGCUAAUUUUUCCGAUUCAAAAUGAAAAUUACUCAUCGAAAUAUUUCAACUCAAUAACAAAAAGAAAAUUUCGGCUGACGAUGAAAUGUAAUGAAAUUGAAAUAAAUAAAAGUCACUCGCAACUUAUCCAA